This is a messenger RNA of Scylla paramamosain (green mud crab), 2617 nucleotides long. RefSeq names its product tRNA:m(4)X modification enzyme TRM13 homolog. The transcript has 9 exons. Gene Ontology annotation, biological process: tRNA methylation. Bases 316 to 1662 code for a protein of 448 amino acids. The record is from RefSeq and is a predicted model, not a curated record. Lineage: Eukaryota; Metazoa; Arthropoda; Malacostraca; Decapoda; Portunidae.
GGUCGUUGGGUUGAGUAGAUGUAGGAGGGUUGUCACGCCUGUGCUCAGUGUGUUGGCUAUAUAUUCCAAACCAUAAGGACACACUCAGUCGCAACCAUCACCAACUGCUCUUUUCUUCUAGUGCCAAACCAGGACGUGUCUAUGUGUGUGUGUGUGUGUGUGUGUGUGUGUGUUGGGCAGCGGGAAAGAAGAAUAUCGGCAAUACAAGACCACAUUCUCUGGCAAGACCAGACAACUAGAUUAAAAAACCCAAAGGCUUAUUCUAACUUACCCCUUGGGGAAGCGGGAAGCUAACUUGUCAGGGUAGUGGUCGUCAUGGCAGCAGGCAGCGGAAAUGGUGAUGGUAGAGGUGGUGUGCAUGCCCAGAAGGUAUGUGGAUUCUUCCUGCAGCACAAGGGUAGGCCGUGCAGAAUGCUGGUGAAGGCAGGGCGGCGGUACUGCGGCCAGCACCUGGUGGAGGAGAACUCGCAGGAGACCACUGGCCAACACAAGAGGAUUCCUUGCCCUCUGGAUCCCAAGCAUUCCUGCUUUGAGCACCGGCUGGAGCACCACCUCACUAUCUGCAACGCCCGGGUGGUGAUGGAUCUUCCCCACCUCAGGCCCAACUGCAAUCUGCGGGUGUGUGGGGACGACGUGCCCUCUAAGGUGCCCCUCUCCUCCCUGCCUGACGAGGUGCUGCUGGCCUUCAUCAGCAAGUUGGAAAGGAUACACGCAGACGCCAUUGACGCUAUCAGAGAGUCGGUUCUUUGUCUGGAUGCGGUAGAGGCAGUGAUAGCGGGAUGCUGUGGCAGCCCCAGUGUGGUGCGGCACCUCAGGCAGACCUCCUCCCUCCUAGCACACUUGCAGGCAGUGAACCUCCUUGACACUGCUACCAACCCAACCUGUUACGUGGAGUUUGGAGCAGGCCGAGGCCAACUCACAAAAUCACUGACGGAGGCAGUGACUGACACCAGCAAAGCUCUGUUCCUGCUGAUAGAUCGAGGUGCUCAGAGGUACAAGUAUGACACCAAGCUAAAAUACAACCAUAAUAUUAAUGUAAAACGAAUCCGUGUGGACAUUCAGCACCUCAACCUGGAGGGAGUGGAGGGCAUUGGAGGCUACCGGCACAUUGUGGGACUUGGCAAGCAUCUGUGUGGCAGUGCUUCAGAUCUGGCCCUGCGUUGUCUGUGCCAGCACCCUGGUACGGAGGUGGCAGGGGUGGUGCUGGCCCUGUGCUGCCACCACCGGUGUGUCUGGGACUCCUACUGUGGUCUGGAGGUGCUGCAGGGACUGGGUGUGGUGCCCUCGGAGUUUUACAUUCUGACGGCACUUACUGGAUGGGCAACUUGCAACUCAAGAGAUGUUCCAAGCAAAGAAGAGAUGACUUCUGAGCCUCAAAACUCAGAUGGUUUUGAAAUGAAUCCUAGUCAAGAGGAGCAUCCCAAGCUUUUGUCACCAAAAGUAACCAUGACUGAGAAGAAGCUCAUGGACAAUCGUUACACCAGAUUGAACUUGUCAGCGCAGCACCGGGAGGAGAUAGGCAGGAAGGCCAAGCAGGUGCUGGACUACGGCCGGAUGCAGUACAUGUGUGAGCAAGGCUUUGAGUGCAGCCUGGUGCAGUAUGUGGCCAGGGACACCACCCCGGAGAAUGUGGCUUUGAUUGCAAGCCGUGUGGCAAGGUAACCCUACUUAGGCAGAGGAAAUGAACAGUCUUCCAUAGUUAAUCGCAUUGAAUUCAACAACCUAAGAUAGUGUUUGUAGAGAUUGUGAGUACAUUUUUCUCUGCCUUUUUGAUUGUGUUACAAGGAAGUUCUAAGUAAGUAUUUAAAGUAUUAAUAAUAAGACUUUUGUUGAAUAGUUUUAGUGCAGAAGUGCUCAGAUAACGUGAGGGGAGGAGAAUUAAUUUGCUGUCACUCACCUACGUGUGCAGACAAAAUCUGUCUGCACAAGUGAAACAAGAGAGCUAAGUAUCACUUGGUCAUCUAAUCUGGGGUAUCUUAACAUUACAUGCUGGUUUGUGUAUAUCUAGCAGUGAACUACUGUACCACAUAGCAAAUUUCCUCUCUGAAUUGAAUGUGUCAAGCCAUAAAUGUUGAUUUAAGCUUGUAAAAUUGAAAUCCAUGUUACUUGAGGACUUAUCUAAUAGUUUAUAAUUUAUACUGUCCAGUUUGUGAGAUUAUGGUGUGCCAAGAUGAAAAGAGUGAAAUACUAAAGUUAAUAUUAUUUAGUAAAGGAAGAGAAGAUGCCAAAGUUAAUAUUUUUUAGUAAAAGAAGAGAAGAUGCCAACUAUUGUAAUGAAGAUCAUGUCCUAGUGUUUAAUGUGAUGAGAAUUUGUUAGUAUCACUGAAGGUAGAGUUUGUCUCUAACCAAUGUUUUUAGAUGUUAAGCAGAGAAGAUACUCAGAUAUUCAUUUGAAAUGCUGAUAUUCUUUAGUCACAGGAAGGAUUCAUACAUUGUGUCAAAUGAAUCGGAAUGGAAUGAACUUCCAUUUGUGAUUUAUACUUUGCUGAUGUGGAUAAGUUUAGUAUCUUAGAGCUGAUGUGGAUAAGUUUAGUAUCUUAGAGUAAGUGUACACAUAUCUUUCCCUCACUGAUUGUCACGAAUGAUUAAUGUAUUUAAAUAAACCUGCCUCCUUCUC